Saccharomyces paradoxus is the source of this 4371-nucleotide messenger RNA. RefSeq names its product Mms22p (gene MMS22). Gene Ontology annotation, cellular component: Cul8-RING ubiquitin ligase complex; nucleus. The record is from RefSeq and is a predicted model, not a curated record. Lineage: Eukaryota; Fungi; Ascomycota; Saccharomycetes; Saccharomycetales; Saccharomycetaceae. The transcript has a single exon. Gene Ontology annotation, biological process: double-strand break repair via homologous recombination; replication fork processing. The coding region runs from base 1 to 4371 and encodes 1456 amino acids.
AUGGAUGUUGAUGAACCAAAUCCUACUGUAAUAUCAGAUUCUGAAGCCGCUGAUGAGGAAAUUAGUGUCAUAUACAGACCCGAAUUCAAUGAAGAUUAUUUUUGGGCGGAAGAAAAUGUCCAAGGAACAAGCAGAUCACAGAAAAUUGUUAAUGAGGGAUUGAGCUUGGAUUCUACCGCUGGAGAAUCUUGUCCUCCUUCCGUAAUAGCUGAUACACAGGUUACCACAGGCCUUCGGUGGUCUUUGAGAAAGAGGAAAGCUAUUCAAAAGAUGCCAUACAGUUUAGAACGGAUAAAGCACAGGCAGUUACUAGAGGGCUAUGAUAUAACUAGUUUUGAUACCAUUUCCAAUCAGUUGAUUUUACCAAAUAACACUUCUACAGUGACUCACUCAAAUAAUAUUUCGCUUACAAAGAGAACAGAUAAACCCUUCGCUGAUCAGGAAAGUGUUACAAUCGACUCUAUUGGAUCCGAGAAUGAUUCGAUUGAAUCUCAAAGGUAUGAUAGUGAUGAAGAAAUACCAAGGAAAAGGCAUCGUAAUUCUAAAGGUUCCGACGAGAAUAAAAUGUUUCAAUCAGACGAUUCUAUAGAAAACGAACAAGACUUUGCUAGUACAAAUUUACAGGAUGCUCAGGAUGAUGAAGUGAUCUUUAGGGGAAGAGUAUUGAAUGUAAAAACUGGUUAUCGUGGGGUUUUGCCGAGAGUUGCUUGGGAGAAGUCGUUGCAAAAGCAGCAGUCUUCAAAAGUUACGAAAAGAAAGACUCGACUAUUAAACCAUAAGGGGGUGGCCAGGCGAAAAAUAAAUAAGAGUACCCGUAUUGAAGAUGAAGAACAAAAUUUAUUGAGUGAUCUUAUUGCACCUGAUGACGAACAGGAUAUUGAAGAAGAUGCUCCUCCAGAUAUAUACUUAGGAAACCUUUCAGAGGAUCGUAAGGCUAAUGAAAGGGAAUUGAAAGAAUUACAGGAAUAUUACGAAAGCAAGUACAGUGAAGAUGAAGAGUCGGCUAGAACGUCUGGUUUUAAUCUCAAUGGGGGAUAUCGCAACGAACCGGUAUAUGAACUAGAAUAUGACGGACCAGAGAGCUGCCUUCCUCAUGUAUCUUAUAAGGACCAGCCUAUUAUUUAUUUGAAUUCACAGCACUCGGAUAGCGGAUUUAGUGAGCAAUACGACAUUUCUGGCGAAGAUAAUCGAAGUGUAAUAUCCCUAGACGCUGCUGAAGAGCAUAAUGAUGGUAUAAUUGACAAAAUGCUGGUUAAAGCUAAAAGAAAUAAAUCUACUACUGAUUUUAAUGCUUUGAAUGCUAAAAGGAAGAAAGUGAGAAGGUAUAAGUACAAAUACCACAAUUCUUGCGCGCAUCCAACCACAAGGGCUAUCAAGGUUGGAAAACGGUCGGCGCAUAAAUCGCACUUGAUAACUAAUAGAAAUCCAGUUUCAGUUAUUCCUAAGGGGAAUCAUGUCAUUGAUGAAUAUCUUUUUGAGCCCUCAGACCCCCAAUCCCUAGAACUCGAUGAAAACUCUUCUAUUAAAUCACUGAAAAAGAAAAAGAAGAAGAAGAAAACCCCUGUAUACCCAAGUUUGUCCACUGAUCUUGAGUUGAGGCGAAAACCAGUUUUCAAUACUGUUAUCGAAAUUCCCACGAACCGGUACGCUUUCACAAAGCCAAAUGUGCGCAAUAAGAACAACAUUAAUUAUGGCAUGGAAAUUGAGGAAGAAGACAUAAAUCAUGAACUUGGACCAAUAAUGGUCGUUCUUGACUCAAUUUUACUAAAGAAACCUUUUGAGCCGCCUAAUUUCGUCAAAAUUCAGUUGCCUGGCAAGAGUUAUUCGCUAUCAAAAUUGAAUCCUGCAGAUAUAGCUGCAUCACUACGGGAUAUAUUUAGAGCAAUCAUCGACAGGGGGAUCACUGAUACCGAACUAGUUCACUUUAACGAAAGCCUGGUCACUUUUUUGGUGCAUCUUGACAUGCCCGAACUAUUUGACUUAAUAGGUGAAUUUCAUCGUGAAUUUAGAUCAAAAGUUAACAGUUUGAGGAAAAAAGCCAAACCAAUUCACUUUUUUCAAAUUGCGACAUGCCAAUUAAUGUUUUUAGAAAUAUCGAGAUAUAACAAAAUCCCAGCCGCUGCAAAACUUGAAAUGGAUCUCAAACUUGUAGAUCAUAUUGUCUCUUUUUUCAAACUACUUUCUGUGUGUUAUGAUUCCGUCAUGAAAAAUUCUAUGCAAUACUUGUACACAAGUUACUAUAUUCUGUCUGCUGUGGUUGAUAUCAUACACAAAAAGGAAGCAUUGUGGGAUUUAUUUCAAAAGCAUCCCUUUUUGCCUCAGAUUUCGCUGUUGCUGGUCAACAUAUUUCCUACGAAACACUGCCGCUGGCAGGUUUUAAGAUUAGAUUCUGAGUUCCAGCCCCUGAAUUCGGCGUUUCGGUUCAUCAAUUAUUGCAUUGAAACUUGUAAUUGGAAUGUUACGAAUUCCUUGAUUCUCUCUCUCGACCGCAUAUUCAAAAAGAGAAGAUUCUCUGAUUUCGAAGAAGAGGCUAUUCUCUCGCAAAAUAAUAAGAUCAUUUUUCCUCCAACGAAGCAGCCUGCGUCUCGAUUAAUAUUUAACAAAUAUUUGCAUUUACUGACAUUAUGUGAAUUAUCUAGUUCCGAUACACAACGUGUGAUACCAAUGGGUGAGAUUUCUAUGAAUGAUUCUUUGUCGGUUUUGAAGAACCGCCUCAACCUUCUAAUUGUUCUAGCAACACACUUUGAUCUGAACUUAGAGAAGCGCUUCCAAGAGCUAACACGACCAUUAUAUAGUAAGGAAUAUUUAGACUUUCAUGCACCGAAUACAGUCAGGACGAUAACAACAUUGAUUAUGCAGGCGAGUCUUUCAUUUCUGGAAAUUAGUCGGGACAAAAAUCACCCAUUCAGUGGAAAAUUCAUAGCGUCAUUAUUCGGUAAAUUGGUACUUCAGCAGCCUUCCAUAUCGGGAAUAACAGAAAAUUUUUUGAAGGAGUUCAUACCUUUAGUCUCUAAAAUGAAAAGAAAAAGUGUGAGUAUGCUCAAAUUACUGUACCCUUCACUAGUAACCAUGUCUCAAGAAAGGGUGUUCGAGGCUUCUUCUGUUUUAUUAUUGGAGGUAUAUUUGAAGAGCCUAGAUGUCCUGGGUCCAGCUUGGGUGCAAAAUUAUCUCCUUCAAUUUGUAAAGACCAAGGCUCAAGAAAAUAAAAGCUGGAUAGAAUAUUAUUGUCGGGUCGGAAAGUUCCUCGUAGAUGCUGAUAUAUUUACUUGGUGGACCUUCUUUACUUAUAACGGCUUAGAUGCAGCAUUAAGUUUUCAGCUUGCAUUUUAUUCCCUUAUCAUUGAUUUCUGUGAUGCAGAUUCUUUUGAACUGCUGAGAAAACCACUUUAUUCCAUUGCGUCUGAUUUGCUGCUCAUUUCCAAAGAUAACGCUUUCUAUCAAUUUCUUUCCAAUCUCUUGAAGAGAGCACAUAUUAUAGUGACAGAUUUGAAACCUGUUUCCGAUGAGAAUGAACUUUUGAGAUUAGUGUCUGUAUUUUCUAAAGCAUUGAAAAAAAAUGCAUACCAAGAUAUAUUGUCUGAUCUCCUAUCUAUGGCGAAAAAACAUUACGAUGAAGGUGACAUCAGCAAAAAUUUUUUAACGAGAUACCUGAAGUUCCUUAACAAAAAUUGUUUGACUGAGUUAAGAAAUAACCAACUUUUCAUCAGUUUAAGAAGGGAGCUGGGUAUAUCAAGUGAUGAGAACGAAAAAUGUGGGUUUUGGGACUCCUUCAAUGAGGCAGGUGAUAUGCUCUCAAAAGCAGCAUUCGUCGAAACCGGUAUUGUUCAAGCUUGUUGUACUGGGAAUGAAAUUGAUGGAUAUCUUGAAAAUUUGAGUACUUUAUUCACCUCUGCCAUGUUGGAAAGCCCUUUUACAUUUUUUUCUGACCUGGUUAUUGCACACAUAUUUGAGAGCAGACCUCUUUUCGACAUGAAUAUCAAGAAUUUUCUUCUGUGUCAAUUCAUCAACCUUUUCAAUAAAGUUUUAAGAAUGAGAUUCGAACAGGUAUCUCCUGAUGAAUUUGCUGAACUUUGCAAAGUAUACAGAGCGUUAUGUAUUGAGUACGCUACAGAUGAUACUUUCAAUAGGAAUAGUGAUUUAAUCACUGUAAAAGAUACAUUUUUAGCAUCUGUUUUGAGAAUUGCAGACGGAUUUUGGGAGUAUGAUAGGUUGUCGCAGCUAAGAAUGCUUGAUAGCGAUAUGAAUAUACCUAAUCAGAUUCCGCAUUCUAAUAUCCAAAGGUCACUAUCUGCGAUUGUAAUAAAGGUAAUAGAAAGAAAUAUAGGAAAAAUUGAGGCGUCUGAACCUUUCAAAAUCUUCAAGAAUACGUAA